This is a messenger RNA of Cyphellophora attinorum, 2622 nucleotides long. RefSeq lists its product as uncharacterized. The transcript is spliced from 3 exons. The record is from RefSeq and is a predicted model, not a curated record. Bases 1 to 2622 code for a protein of 873 amino acids. NCBI's taxonomy places the organism in Eukaryota, Fungi, Ascomycota, Eurotiomycetes, Chaetothyriales, Cyphellophoraceae.
AUGCCAAUUGGCGAGACAUCCCUGGUAAAGCUCCUAGCAACACUGAAGCCCACCCUCACCACACAUACGUUCGUCUUCGUCACACUCGCCCCGUCUAGUCCUAAGCUAUCUUCGCUUCUUCAAUCCUCAAUCAUGACCUUUCGCGAAAAUGAAGGCGUCACUCUUAUCCUUCCGGAGGACGUCGCGGCGGAGCAUCAGCUGCAUUACAUCUACCGAAGUCGACAGAUCAUUCUGGAUGUGCACUCGAGUCUCGAUGCUGUAGGCUUCAUGGCACACAUUGCUACGAAGCUGGCUGGCGAGGGCUUUAGUGUGAACCCGGUCAGCGCGUACUAUCACGAUCAUCUGUUUGUCAAAGCCGAUGAUGCUGAGGCUGUCAUGAAGGUUCUGCGAAGGAUCAGGCGGACGCUCGCGGCGACUCUGAAGCUGAUGGGUGAGGAAUAUAGAGGAGGUAGCAGCGUGGAUCCGCUUCAUGUAAUGGGAAUGUGCGCUGAGACUCAAGAAGCCCUCCUCGCAAUUGGCGUCAAUCUGAUGUUCGAUCCCAACGUCGCCAACGGUUCAGGGGAAGCAGACGACAUCAUUUGGCGCAAGCGCGCCAAAGACUACAGGCAAACAUUGACACUCAACGGACGGCUGUAUCCCUUCUACACCGUGCCUAACACUAUCCGUAUGGAUCGAAGUGGAGACGACUCGCUUGAAGUCGAGGCACGUUUCUUCUCCACUUCUACUGGACAAUUCUUCCAAGCAUACCAGUACUUCAGCCCUUUAGCUGAUGACUUCUGGGACCGUUUGACAAGUCCCCAUUGCGCAGCCGGGCUUCAUCGUGGGGACUUGGGCCUGGGGCGGAGGCUCGUGACGUUUGAUCUACUGGAUGCAACAAUAAUGUCUCAUAUACGCUUCAUUCAGUGGACGCGUGAUCUUGGAGCGUGGAAGCCACCGGAAUAUUCUAACGGAGUGCCUGAGAAAGAGACACCAUUAGUCGGGGACCUCGAGCUGAUCUCUGACUUCUCGAAGGCGGUUCGAGAUCUCGUGCAGUCUAGUGAGCUGUGCGUCGAGUCUAUCGAGCUUGCAGCAAAGUUUGACGAUCAAUGUCGCCGUAGCUUCGACGAGCUGAAGCUCCGAAGCAAGAAUCGAAGAGCUGUACUUAAGAAUACCAUGGAAGACCUGAAGUCCGACAUGGACGCGUUCAUCCUUCGCGGCAACAAUCUGCUGGAUAAGAGGCAGGCUACGUCACUCAAGUUGCUGACGCUCGUAGCAUCUAUCUUCCUCCCGUUGACGAUGGCCUGCUCCCUUUUGAGUAUGUCGACACGUUUCAACGUACUUGGACCCCUGUUGUGGGAUUGGGCUGGUAUAGUGAUCACACUGGGCACCAUCGUCUUGAUUGCAUUUCGAAUGAGCCUGUACAUGCAAAAGCUGAAGCAUGAGCCAGCCUCGUUGCGUAUGAGACGAACCGUCGAGGAGGAAUUCAGGCGAGCAAAGGCAAAGGCGCUAUCGACGGAUAAAAAGACUAGGGCUUUCCGCCAGACUCACUUGAUUCCCUGGACGUCGCGGUUUCUAUUCCGACUGACAUCUUACCUGUUUAUUGCCGCUGCCAUAGGAUCGUUCCUCGUGGGAAUGUUUGCUGAUCACGGCAAUGUUGGCCUCGGCGCGAGGUCUCUCGGGUUCUCUGCAGCAGGAGCUGUUGGCUUCUUGCUCCUUGGCUUCCUGGUCUAUAGGUUGACCAGAUGGCUGGUGGUGGAUAAGCUGUGGGAAGCACACGUACGCAAAGCCAGAGAACGCAAAAACAACAACAAGAGACCCCACGAGUCCGACUCAAAUUUAGGGUCGGGCGAGGCUUCUAUGGCUGAUGUUAACUCCUCACUCCGCAAUUCGACGGACGAAGAAGCUGCGACCGGUUCGGCGCCUUUUCCAGAUCAGGCAACCAACAACAGCGCAACAGACAAGCACGAUAAGAAGGAAUCCUUUCGGCGACGGUUCGCCAAAUUCUUCAUCAAGAGUCUGAUCAUCGCCAUCACGAGGCCCUUGACCUUGGUCGUCCUACCGGGAAUUUCCAUGGUGAUCAGCUUCUUCUUCGGACCGCUCAUCUUGAAGGUGCUUAUCCAUGUGGCCCUGAAGCUCAUCCAACUAGCUAUUCCGGACGACCGAAACAGUUCGUUGUGGAACAUAGGAAUUGAUCUAGUACUCAGGGGCAUCAGAAGGGAAUAUGGAAAUCCAGACGAACCAUUGUUCGAUGAAACGGAUGACGAGGGCGGGAGCAAUGGCGGAGAGGAAAGGAGAGGGAGGUCCAGCGCAGACCGUGGACCUGAAAGUACAAGUCGCUCGAGAUCAGGCGGCCGGCAGCAAGACACAGCGGUCGCCCAGAACGGGCCUGAGACGGUGCAGGCAGAGAAGACUACUGCCAGACCGGCCAGUACAUGGAGUCCUGCGCAGGUUUACUACUCCAACGCUGCACAAUCGAGCACUGAUAUCAGGCGGACGAUUACGAACGCUUCUCUCCAGCCGAGACCGCCGGCACGUGCACAGACCGGUCCGCUGACUGGUGCCACGAUAGAUAGCAGAGAGCUCGGGAAGGUCAACACAUCGCUGAAUGCGCUGCUUAUGCAGAGGGGAAGGCACCCGUUAUGA